AUGAAGAUGUACGAAAUUCGGGCGCUGAGCGACCAGCAAAUCGACGAGGAAUUGCAGAAGUCCUAUCGGGAGCUCAUGAACCUGCGCUUCCGGGACGCCGUGAACCAGUUGACCGACACCAACCAGCCUCGCAAGACCCGCAAGGACAUCGCGCGAAUGCUGACCUGCUUGCGAGAGCGGCAGGCUGAGACUAGCUUAAUGGCCAAGACAAUGCGAAAGAUCCGGGUGGGCUCCGUAGUGAGCACCCGGAUGGACAAGACCGCCGUUGUGGAAAUAGUGUGGAAGCAACGCCACCGGGUCUACCGAAAGCAGAUGCGCCGCGUUACGCGCUUCUACGUCCACGACCCAGAAGUGGAGUGCCGCAUCGGCGACACGGUGCGCAUCCAGGAGACGCGCCCGAUCUCGCGGACCAAGCACUGGAGGCUCCUGGAGAUCCUGACGCGGCGUGCGGUGGCCGACGUCCGCGCGAUUGACCUCGAAGGCGAUGCGGUGAUCGAGCCGCUGGUUGAUGCGGACACUGAUUACGCGGGAGCCGAAGACGCGGGAACCGAUGAUGCGUCGCCGGCCGACGACAUGGCCGAAGAAAAUACCGAUGACGACGAGGAUGCGUAA
Geodia barretti is the source of this 612-nucleotide messenger RNA. NCBI's taxonomy places the organism in Eukaryota, Metazoa, Porifera, Demospongiae, Tetractinellida, Geodiidae. The record is from the annotation of a GenBank genome assembly.